AUGUCCGCCGACUCGGAAUUCACAGGACAGACAAGGGACGGUCUGACGCGCCUCCCUCCCGUCGCAACCGAAGAGACACCCCUGCUGCAGGAUGAGCGUCCAGCCCAACAAGAAGACACAGACGGAACACCCAUUGUCAACGAACCAACCACCUUCGAGCUCAUCCUUGUGCUGGGCAGUAUCUGGGUAGGCGUCUUUCUUGCUGCGCUCGAUGCUACUGUUGUCGCGACUCUGUCCGGUCCCAUUUCGUCGUCGUUUAAUUCCCUGUCGCUGUUGUCGUGGAUCGCAGUCUCGUAUUUGAUUUCCAAUGCCGCGUUUCAACCGCUGAGUGGGCGAUUGACGGAUAUCUUCUCGCGGCGGGCGGGCCUUGUAUUCUCCAAUGUCUUUUUCGGAAUUGGGAACCUCAUAUGUGGUCUUGCGACGGAGCAAUGGAUGAUCGUGACUGGUCGCGUGGUCGCUGGCAUCGGCGGCGGUGGUCUGACGGCGAUCUCGACAUUUGUCACUUCGGACUUGGUUCCAUUGCGACGACGGGGUGUGUGGCAGGGAAUUGGUAAUAUCUGCUAUGGCACUGGUAUGGGCUUGGGGGGUGUUUUCGGUGGCAUGGUUAAUGAUUCACUCGGUUGGCGAUGGGCAUUCUUGAUUCAGGUACCGUUCGUCGUGCUAUCGACAGUGCUCAUUUGCUUUACCGUGAAAGUGCCAGUCAGGGAAACAGACACAUCGCGCAUCAAGCGAGUGGACUUUUUGGGCGCAUUUACAUUGAUUGUGUUCCUGGUUUUGCUACUUCUCGGUCUUAAUGCUGGUGGAAAUCAAGUUCCAUGGACUCACCCGCUGGUUCUCACCAGUCUUCCCUUAUCUGCAGUCUUUCUCGUGAUUUUCAUCUACAUCGAAGACAAGAUCGCCUCAGAACCCGUCAUUCCAGUCCGCCUUUUACUCGACCGAACAGUCGGGUUCGCCUGUCUAACAAACUGGUUUUCAACUAUGGCAGUUUUCGGUCUACUCUACUACGUGCCAAUCUAUUUCCAAGUACAAGGAUAUUCUGUCACGGCGGCAGGCGUCCGUCUCGUACCCGAAGCUGUUGGUACAGCUCUAGGUUCAUUGGGAUCAGGAAUGAUCAUGCGCGUUACGGGUCGAUACAUGCUUCUGAACUAUGUCGUCAUGGCUCUGCUGGUUAUCUGCUCGGGCGUAUUCUGCACUUUUGAACUGAACUCUCCGUCGUGGCUUCCGAUGCUCGGUCUGUUUGGUCUCGGACUCGGUUACGGCGCUAUGCUUACCAUCACUUUGGUCGCACUCAUUUCGGCAGUUGAUCACCACUACCAUUCCGUCGUCACAUCUGCAUCAUAUGCAUUUCGCAGUACCGGUAGCACGAUCGGCAUUACCAUCGCCUCAGCUGCGUUUCAGAACGUGCUCAAAAAGGGGCUAUGGGCUCGUUUUGGAGAUCGUCCAGAUGCCGAUGAGUUGAUCCCCCGGAUUCGGGAUAGUCUGGAUGAGAUAUGGAAAGUCCCAGCAGACUGGCGCGAGGGGGUGUUGGAUGCUUAUAUGGUGUCGUUACGGGCGAUCUUCAUUACUCUGCUUGGUGUGACGGUUUUGGCCGCUCUUUCGAGUCUGCUUAUGAGGCAGCACACUCUGUACAGCAGCUUGGCUCGACGGUGA
Molecule: messenger RNA, 1650 nt
Organism: Talaromyces amestolkiae
Lineage: Eukaryota; Fungi; Ascomycota; Eurotiomycetes; Eurotiales; Trichocomaceae
Exons: 1
Coding region: 1-1650 (549 amino acids)
Biological process (GO): transmembrane transport; basic amino acid transport
Cellular component (GO): fungal-type vacuole membrane
Molecular function (GO): basic amino acid transmembrane transporter activity
Source: RefSeq, a predicted model, not a curated record